AUGAGGGCUUUGUCCGUCUCCCUCUCUUUGCUCGCCAUGCUGGCCGGCAGCGCACUGGUACGAUCCGAACCGAUUCCGGAUUAUGCGUUGAAGUACGCUCCCUACACGCAUCUCUACAGCGGGGAGUCGUGGUGGCCGUCCGACAUCUCGACCCAUCUCCAGAAUACCAUCCCCGAGGCCAACUCCACCGUUCUUGGACCGGCCGGAAGUGCGACGGUGAAGAAUCUGGAUACGUAUCCUUCCAACGAUGUAUAUCUCACUUCCAAGGACAACGUUUUCGACAACCCUGCGUGGCUGCUGUCUACGGACAACAAGCCGGACAGCAAUGGGUACUCCAAAGCCCCGGCGACUCUGAUCGCCGUCGACAAAGGCAACGGCACCGUUGACGUGUUUUACUUUUAUUUCUACUCUUACAACCAUGGCAACGAGUACGAAGAACCUCCAUCCCCAAGCAUCUUCCUGAACAAAACCUAUGGUAACCACGUCGGUGACUGGGAGCACACCAUGGUGCGAUACUUCAAUGGAACUCCUGCAUACAUCUAUCUCUCCGCACACGAUGGCGGAAGAGCGUAUAACUACUCGGCUCUCGAGCAAACGGACGGUCGUGCAACAACCUACGUCGCUGUUGGGACCCAUGCGAACUACGCAACCGCCGGCCAGCAGGAUUACGACUUGCCAUUCGGCCUGCUUCAUGACACGACGGACAAGGGACCUUUCUGGGAUGUUACGCAGAACUAUCGAGGAUUCUGGUUUGACAACAGCACCCAGACCUUCAGCUCAGCCGGCGGCAAGUCUACCGGCGGCGAAGAGCAAGCGUCAGAGGGUGCAGACUGGCUGAAAUGGUUGGGCUAUUGGGGAGAUGAACAGUAUCCCGACACCGACCCGCGACAAUACUGCAUCUUGGACAUCGAGUGCGCCUUUGUCAGUGGACCCACCGGUCCUAUAGCUAAGAAUCUGGGACGCACUGCAGUGUGCCAAAAGGAGGACGAUUGCAAGAUUGAGGACUCGCUGUGA
Messenger RNA from Rasamsonia emersonii CBS 393.64, 1014 nucleotides. RefSeq lists its product as uncharacterized. The record is from RefSeq and is a predicted model, not a curated record. Bases 1 to 1014 code for a protein of 337 amino acids. NCBI's taxonomy places the organism in Eukaryota, Fungi, Ascomycota, Eurotiomycetes, Eurotiales, Trichocomaceae. The transcript is spliced from 3 exons.